Molecule: messenger RNA, 2767 nt
Organism: Colletes gigas
Lineage: Eukaryota; Metazoa; Arthropoda; Insecta; Hymenoptera; Colletidae
Gene: Inx3
Product: innexin inx3
Exons: 5
Coding region: 528-1718 (396 amino acids)
Biological process (GO): phototransduction
Cellular component (GO): plasma membrane; gap junction
Molecular function (GO): gap junction channel activity
Source: RefSeq, a predicted model, not a curated record
GCCCCGUCGGUGCGUUGCGCGGCAUCAUUCGGUACCUCGAAAUUCCAUUCGAAAACGAUCGUUCGCGCCAACACCGACAGAGAGAGAAAGAGAGAAAAGAAUCCGACGUUAGACAUUAAACCCUCGCCACGACGACGCCGUUGACUGUUCUCUUUUCCUCUCUCGCGUUUCAGUCCACGUUAACGAGGGUCGAAACGGAUUCGAACCGAUCGCGAGAGAUCGCCGGGCGAAAAGAGGUGAGAGUCGUGUGAGGUGCGAGAGUCGGUGGUUGCUUGGCGCCUUUGACCAUCGAGCAUCGGGAGAAAGAAGCCCAGCACGCCUCGUGCCGGUCCAACGUUUCCUGAAAAGCCACAUCUCGCAGGAAGAAACAGGCUUGAGCAUCGAUCAAGCGCGUGGUCCUACGCGCUGUUAGCCCGUGGAAGUACGAAACGACCACGGAAUCGAACACAGAUUUGUUUGCCUUCUCGGCGUGGAUUUCAGACACGGAGUGCUGACACAAGAAAGGGGUGCCAUAAUCGAGGGACGCAAUGGCAGUGUUUGGUUUGGUCUCGGCUGUGGCCGGGUUCGUCAAGGUACGAUACCUCGUGGACAAGGCGAUAAUCGAUAACAUGAUCUUCAGGGCCCAUUACAGGAUCACGUCCGCGAUUCUGUUCGCCUGUUGCAUGAUCGUCUCCGCAAACAAUCUGAUAGGCGAUCCGAUAAACUGCCUGAGCGACGGAGCGGUGGCUGAAAACGUGAUAAACACGUACUGCUGGAUCACGUACACCUUCACGCUGCCGAGCAACAACGCGAAGCCCGUGGGUACCCACGUGGCUCAUCCCGGGUUAGGCGGCGACCUCGGCGAGAAGAGGUACCACUCGUAUUAUCAAUGGGUGCCGUUCAUGCUGUUCUUCCAAGGUGUUCUGUUCUACGUACCGCACUGGAUAUGGAAGCAGUGGGAAGAGGGCAAGGUCAGAAUGAUAUCCGAAGGCAUGAGGGGAGUCAUGGUCGAUAACAAGGAGGAACGACAGGCAAAGUCCCAACGACUGGUCAAGUACAUCGCCGACACUAUGCACCUGCACAAUACAUACGCGGCGGGCUACUUCUUCUGCGAGGCUCUCAACUUCGUCAACGUGGUGGGAAACAUAUUCUUCAUCGACUCGUUCCUGGGCGGCGCGUUUCUGACUUAUGGUACCGACGUGCUGAAGUUCAGCAACAUGAAUCAGGAGCAACGCAGCGACCCCAUGGUCGAGGUGUUCCCGCGCGUCACGAAAUGCACCUUCCACAAAUUCGGUGCUUCCGGUACCAUUCAGAAACUGGACGCCCUCUGUGUCCUCGCCCUGAACAUCCUCAACGAGAAGAUUUACAUAUUUCUGUGGUUCUGGUUCAUUCUCCUGGCCGUGCUGACCGGCACCGCUUUGCUCUACAGCAUGGCCAUGGUGCUGCUGCCCAGCACGCGGGAAACGAUACUCAGGAAACGGUUCAAAUUCGGCCCCGCCGCUGGCGUCAACGCCCUCAUCAGAGAAACGCAGGUCGGCGAUUUCCUGUUGCUUCACCUGCUGGGCCAGAACAUGAACAUGAUGAUGUUCAACGAGGUGCUGGACGAGCUGUGCCGUCACAUGCCCCUCGGUUCCGCGAGCGGGGCGUCCCCCACGUCGAUGCCCUCGGCGCCCAGCACCCUCGAGAUGUCGCCCAUCUACCCGGAGAUCGAGAAGUACGCGAAAGACACCGAGAUCUAAUCCCCCACCACUCCCUCAGUGACUCUUUCCAUUCGCCAUUUUUUCUCCCCCCCCUCCUUCCCCUUCCGUAUUGUGAUAACACCGAAGGUGAAUCGCGCACCGUCGGUUUCGCGAGAAAGCUUUUUACGCUAUCGUCGGCCGUCCCGACGCGACGCAUCGUUGAGAAAUGAUACGAACGCACAGUACGUCGAUGCAGAAUUCUUGCCAUUCUUUUGUUCAAUGCUCGUUCUUAUGCCUGGGGUAUCGAUAUAUUUAAUUACCGAAACAACGAUCAACGAUACGCGUAAAGGACCAAAUACCGAUACGAAAGUACCACGCAUUAUAUUCUGCAUCCAUAUGUACCUAAAGUAAAUUUAGCGAACAGGGAGAGGAACGAAAUCCGAAUUCGUUCGUGAUUAUUUACGUCUCGAUGUCUGCGCGUAGUAAUUGGUGCAAUUAUCGUUAGAAAAAAUGUUACGUUAAAUUUCAUUGUAAGAAUUAGAUUCGGGGACACGUCCUAAUUGUCCGCAGCAAUAUUCGUCGAUAGUUUAUCGCGAGAUGUUAGAAUACGUACGGUGGAGACGUUCAACGAUUACAUUCUCGUCGUGUCGUUGAACAUUUUACUGGCGCUUGCUAGUAAAUCCACGUUUCUACUUAAAUUGUAUAAAGAGUCGUACAGUUGAACGUACGUGGCUAUCCGUGAAAGAUUGGAUCCAAAUAUUUUGAUAGAUCAGAACCGUGCGUCUUUGGAUAAUUGAUCGUCGAUGAAAAUGAAAUUUAUUGCAACGCUGAUGACGCGUCCUUAUCAGCGGAGAUGCUCGUUGCUCGCGUUCUAUUUUUUUCCCAGAUUGUUCGAAAGAAUGACACAAUGCUGCCGCUAAGUAUACAAUGACAACCCUACGACAAUAACACUAUGACUAUUUUGUAGUUUUCUUUUUUUUUUUUGUAGUACGUACGAUUCGUUAUAUUAUUAUUAUUACUAUUAGUCGCGUUUCAAGUGAUAUAUUAAGAUAGACUUAGUUUAAGACGAACGAGACGGAUGAUAUAGUUGUAACGAUUGUUCGCAAUAU